AUGAAGUUCUCUCACACCCUCGUUGCUUUGGCCGCUGCCGGCAUUGCCAGCGCCCAGAUUCCAAAUAUCCCACCUUGCGCCCUCAUGUGCUUCAUCGAUGCUCUCGGCAACGACGGGUGCGAGAAGUUGACCGACUUCAAGUGCCACUGCGCCAAGCCCGAACUUCCAGGAAAGAUCACGCCUUGCGUUGAAAAGGCUUGCCCCAACAUUGAAGCCCGCAUCUCCGUCUCCAACAUCGUUGUGGACCAAUGCUCCAAGGCCGGUGUCCCGAUUAGCAUCCCACCAGCGGAUACUCGCACUCCCACCCAACCUCCAAGCACCAGCCCUAGCGCUCCUCAGCCAACUGCCUGCAUUCCCAAGCGCCGCCGUGCAUGA
Coccidioides posadasii C735 delta SOWgp is the source of this 375-nucleotide messenger RNA. RefSeq lists its product as uncharacterized. Lineage: Eukaryota; Fungi; Ascomycota; Eurotiomycetes; Onygenales; Onygenaceae. The record is from RefSeq and is a predicted model, not a curated record.